CAUUGGAGGUUAUGUCUCCUUAAUAUUGACAAGUGACAUUCAAACAAGCCGCGUUUUCCGAGAAUCGUGUUUACAUCUGGAAUUAUUGUGUGAAGAUGUCGAGGAAUCAGCGUAAAAUAGCUGGUCCGGUUGCUUCCACGCCAUACAUUUUAUUUACGGAUAAGUUGAAUAAGCCAGCAAAAUUGAAGAAAAGGCGGGACGGCCGCAAGGAUGACGAGCAAAGGCAGAUUUAUGUAAAACUCGGAGUAACUUCACAAGCCAAGGGUUCAGCUUAUCUGGAGAUGGGUCAGACGAAGGUGAUCGUAUCAGUAUUGGAUCCUAGGGAAAUACCGAAACAGAACAGGAAAAGCUUAGACGGUGAAAUCCAAUGCGAAUUAAAAUAUGCACCAUUCGCUUGCCAGGGUAAAAGCAGCGCUGAAUUAGGAGCCAAUGAGAAAUCGCUUAGCAUAGCACUUAAGAAAUCUUUACUACCUGCAGUUUGUCGACAUGAAUUCACAAAUUUCCAGAUUGACAUCCUCAUUUACGUCUUGCAAGACGACGGGUCAGUUUUAAGUGCCGCGAUCAAUUGCGCUGGGCUCGCUUUAAUCGACGGUGGGAUACCCAUGUACGACAUCAUAACGUCCACAACUGUUGGUGUUCAAGGCGACAGAAUUUUGCUGGAUCCCACAGCCUCCGAGGAAGAUAUUUGCAAAGGCAGUAGUUGUUUCAACGCAGAACACGGCAUCGUUGUAGCUGCUCGUCUUGAGUCACAUGCUCAAACUACAGAAUUUUACCACAUAGGCUAUAUUUUACCGGAAAAAUUUAAGAAAAUCAGUGAAUAUAUAUUUUCUAAGAACGAGGAUAUUGCGAAAAUUGUAAAACAGGCACUUGUUCAGAAAGUCAAAGAGCAUGUAGUGAAAAAGGGCAAUAAAGAUGAAGCUUCAAAUUGAAAUGUA
Messenger RNA from Hermetia illucens (black soldier fly), 935 nucleotides. RefSeq names its product exosome complex component MTR3 (gene Mtr3). The record is from RefSeq and is a predicted model, not a curated record. Bases 96 to 929 code for a protein of 277 amino acids. The transcript has 5 exons. Gene Ontology annotation, biological process: U4 snRNA 3'-end processing; rRNA catabolic process; poly(A)-dependent snoRNA 3'-end processing. NCBI's taxonomy places the organism in Eukaryota, Metazoa, Arthropoda, Insecta, Diptera, Stratiomyidae. Gene Ontology annotation, cellular component: cytoplasmic exosome (RNase complex); nucleolus; nuclear exosome (RNase complex).